This is a messenger RNA of Castor canadensis (American beaver), 1355 nucleotides long. NCBI's taxonomy places the organism in Eukaryota, Metazoa, Chordata, Mammalia, Rodentia, Castoridae. The record is from RefSeq and is a predicted model, not a curated record.
AAAUAAUUAUUGUCUUUAUUCUAUUUUUAUAGUUCUGCUUUGUCUAAAGGGCUGUUGGUGAGCUUUGUCCUUUUGUGCUUUUCAGGAACCAGCACCUAUGACAGAAGAUCUGCUAGAAGAACAGUCUGAGGUCUUAGCUAAAUUAGGUACAUCGGCAGAAGGGGCUCACCUCCGAGCACGCAUGCAGAGUGCCUGUCUGCUCUCAGAUAUGGAGUCUUUUAAGGCAGCUAAUCCAGGUUGCUUUCUUGAAGAUUUUGUGAGGUGGUACUCACCCCGGGACUAUAUUGAAGAGGAGGUAACUGAUGAAAAGGGCAAUGUGGUUCUGAAAGGAGAACUGAGUGCUCGAAUGAAGAUCCCAAGCAACAUGUGGGUAGAAGCAUGGGAAACAGCUAAGCCAAUUCCUGCUAGAAGGCAAAGGAGGCUCUUUGAUGAUACACGAGAAGCUGAAAAGGUUCUGCACUAUCUGGCAUUCCAGAAACCUGCAGACCUUGCUCGGCACCUGUUACCUUGUGUGAUUCAUGCAGCUGUACUCAAGGUAAAGGAAGAAGAAAAUCUGGAAAACAUUUCGUCUAUUAAGAAGAUUAUAAAGCAGAUCAUAUCCCAUUCCAGUAAAGUUUUGCACUUUCCUAAUCCAGAAGAUAAGAAACUAGAAGAAAUCAUCCAUCAAAUUACUAAUGUGGAAGCUAUAAUUGCUAGAGCCCGAUCUCUGAAAGCCAAGUUUGGAACUGAGAAAUGUGAGCAAGAGGAAGAAAAGGAAGAUCUUGAAAGGUUUGUGAGUUGCCUGUUGGAGCAGCCUGAAGUGUUAGUUGCUGGGGCGGGAAGAGGACAUGCUGGCAGGAUCAUUCACAAAUUGUUUGUGAAUGCUCAGAGGCUGACUGAAUCUUCUGAUGAGGCUGCAGCCUUGGCUCCACCAGAGGAGGAACUGAAGAGAGCAGGCUGCCCAGAGGAGAAAAGGCAGAACUCAGUGUCGGACUUCCCCCCUCCUGCUGGCCGGGAGCUCAUCCUGCGUGCCUCCGUGCCCCGCCCAGCUCCCUACUCCAAAGCACUGCCUCAGCGGAUGUACAGUGUCCUUACCAAAGAGGACUUCAGACUUGCUGGUGCCUUUUCGUCAGAUACCUCCUUCUUCUAAGUCUCUUGGGUUACCUAAGUGGUGGCUGCAGAGGCAGCGCUCCCUUCUUCUGGGGGUUGGGAGAAGGAGGAAUUCCUGCCAAAGGGAACCCUGAGGGGCCACCAAAAGGACCUUGUCUAGCCAAGGGAGCAGGAGCCACACCAGCACCUGAAGGACUUUCCAGCACCAGGCUGGGGGCAGAGGGAAGGGGCUUGAGUUGUUAGGAGAUUUCUGCCCCGUGAAGUGA